AUGGCCUCAGUGUGGCCACUUACUAAAGACAAGUACUUAGCCAUAAUCAAGCAGUAUCUGAGAUAUCAAAAGAAAACAUCAUGUCAGUUUUUUGAACAGAAGACAAGAAGAGAAAAGAUACUAGCAGUGUCUUCAGAGAUGGCCAGCUUCAUCCAGCCAAUGCCAGAUAUCUAUAACAUCAACUCUGAUAAGAACUCAGAGAAUGGAAUGCCCAUGACUGAAGAAGAAGAUCAAGAGCUGCUAAUGCAGAGAUAG
This is a messenger RNA of Coccidioides immitis RS, 255 nucleotides long. RefSeq lists its product as uncharacterized. The record is from RefSeq and is a predicted model, not a curated record. Bases 1 to 255 code for a protein of 84 amino acids. The transcript is spliced from 3 exons. NCBI's taxonomy places the organism in Eukaryota, Fungi, Ascomycota, Eurotiomycetes, Onygenales, Onygenaceae.